This is a messenger RNA of Mercenaria mercenaria, 1395 nucleotides long. RefSeq names its product complement C1q and tumor necrosis factor-related protein 9A-like. The transcript has 4 exons. Bases 47 to 946 code for a protein of 299 amino acids. Gene Ontology annotation, molecular function: protein binding. The record is from RefSeq and is a predicted model, not a curated record. NCBI's taxonomy places the organism in Eukaryota, Metazoa, Mollusca, Bivalvia, Venerida, Veneridae.
AACCAGAUUUAUAUAAACUAAGUGUUCUUCAGAAGUCUAAGACAAAAUGUUGCACUCUGCUAUUAAUGCGUUUGUUCUUUUGUUUCUUAUAAAUAGGGUCAAUGUUUCUUUGGCUACAGAACCAGUAUGUUCAAAAUUUGAUUAUGAAGAAAAGCUUCUAGAAAAAGUUAUUAGACAAGAAAUUAAGGUAGAAACAAUGAGAAGGGAAAUAGUGAAAACUCAAGAUUCUGUCUUGAACACUUUAAACGAAAUAAAGAAGAAAGUUGGCGAUAUCAACGACAGAUUUGAAGACUUGAGAAAUAAUAUCACGGAAGAGAUGAUUGCAAAAACUAAGGAUAUAGAGAAGAAAGAGGAACUCUUCAAGAACUUAUUCGAAGAACUACAAACAAAUUUCACGAGCGACACGGAGAAUCAAAGAAAUGCUAUCACUGACCGCCAAGAAUUCUUCAAGAAUUUAUUUGAUGAACUACGAACGAAUUUCACGAAUGACAUUGAGAAUCAAAGAAGCGCUCUUACUGACCUCAAAGAGGAGAUAGCACGGCCUUCCGUCGCAUUUUAUGCACACCACGUGACUGAUCUGGCCCUUGAUGUGACUGACAAGAUCAUUUUGUUUGAUAAAAUCCUUACAGAUGAGGGUUCUGGAUACGACACAUCCACAGGAAUCUUCACUGCGCCAGUCGGUGGAUUGUACCAGUUCACUGUCCAUGUUUGUGCACAAACUGGAAAAUUUUCUGUCGUUGGCUUAGUGUUGGAUGGGAAGGCUGUUGCUGCCACAGUAAAUUACGGUACAAACACCGACACCUGUAGUUCGGUAGGAGCAGUAGUUAGAGUGAAAUCAGGAGAACAGAUAUGGGUGAAAUGUACCACAGGACAUAGUUCUGCCUAUAGGUUAUUUCAAAACAGUCAUAGAAUGAACACAUUUAGUGGCAUUCUGCUUAACAAAUAGAUGAAUAAACUGAAAUGAUAUACUUGUAUGUACUUUAUAUUAGCAGUAGCAGUAUGAAACACCCAAAUACUUUUAUAUUGUAUAAAUAUUUGAAUUUAUUUUUGACUUAUCUUACUUCACUUACACUUUUUGUACUCAGAAAUGACAUCCUUGAUAAAGUAUCUGUAAACAACGGAAUAUCUUUUUUUUUCUCAUUAUCAGCAGAAUUUAAUCUUUACCCUGCUAAAUUUCUUAAAUGGACUGGUCCAACAUUAAAUUUGGGCAAUGUCACUUAUUAUUCAAAGGGUGUUCCCUAAAAAAUUACUGACUGAAUAGCGAACACGGACGUGCAGGCUGAUUUUGGUCUGCUAUUGUCGCAAAGGCAUGACAAAACAGUUUGCGCUUUGGCAAAGACACUUUAUAUAAACAAUAUCAUAUUUAUUCCUGUGAAAUAAAACAGCAAAUGUUUA